AUCGUAAUGUUGCUUUAAUAUUAUGAUCGUAUUAAGUUGAUAUAAAUUUUUUAGUUACGCAAAAAAAUUUAGAAAAUAUGGCACAAAUAUCUCGCGUAUACAAAUAUGAAGUACCUAUAUUAAUUCGUGGUUUGUGUAGGCAUCACAACAAUCAAAGAUGCUAUCUUAAUUACUACGAAGUAUUGGGCGUCUCUACAAAUGCAACGAAAAAAGAAAUAAAAGAUGCUUAUAUUAAAUUGUCAAAACAAAUGCAUCCUGAUAAUAGUAGUAAAGGGAAUCAUGCUGAUUUUGUGAAAAUAAAUGAAGCUUACAAUGUUUUAAGUAAAACAAAGACUAAACAGUAUUAUGAUUUGGAUUUAAAAUAUAAUAACAGAUCUUCUGAAUAUGAUGGGAAUUACAAUACUUUUAAGCAAUGGACAGUAUAUCAAGAGCAUUAUAAACAAUAUAGGAAAGCACCUUCUGCAGAGGAGCGAAGAAAUGUACUAAAAAAGUGUACAAUUUUUAUAAUUAUUGGGGUACUUUUUCAUACUGUAAUGAUUGUCUAUUUGUCAAAACGUAAUAGGCUUAUAGCACUAGAGAGAAGUGCAAAUAUCCAAAGUGAUUACGAAAGAAUUAAAAAGGAGGCUGAACAUAAAACAUUGGCGGAGCAAUUGGAAAAAUUUAGGAAAAGAUAUAAAGAAUUAAAUUCAAUUACUGAUGAAGAUGAUUAA
This is a messenger RNA of Habropoda laboriosa, 710 nucleotides long. RefSeq names its product dnaJ homolog subfamily C member 4-like. NCBI's taxonomy places the organism in Eukaryota, Metazoa, Arthropoda, Insecta, Hymenoptera, Apidae. Bases 78 to 710 code for a protein of 210 amino acids. The record is from RefSeq and is a predicted model, not a curated record. The transcript is spliced from 4 exons.